CCCCCGACGUUCUGGGGCGGGGGCGGAGCCAACCUGCCGGCUUCGAGGUUGACCCGCGCGCGCCCCUAGCGGCAAACCAGGGACAUGCUGCACAUGCGCAGUUAGGGACCGGGGCGUGCGCGCUCUAUGCAAAUGAGCCACCUGCCUCCCCCCAUCCCCUCUGGCGUUCGGUUGGGAAAGCCCUCGGGGCGGGGCAUCGAGGUUUCCCUCAGGCGCCGGUGUUGCCCUUUAGCCCCUCUCCUAAUGCUGCCUCCAGCUGCUUGACCCCCCCCAGACCAGUCAAUUUCCGCCCCCUGCUCAGGCCCUGGUCAACCCCCUGCUCCGAUUCGCCCCCUGUGCCACUUUUUAAGCCCUGUCAUAAGCAGUCAGCAGAAUACAACUGGUAUAAGGGCAAAGGCUUCAGCAUAUGACCUGAGCACGCUCAUUAUGCGGUCGGCCGGAGAGUCCGGAGCAGGAGCCAGGGCCAGGACCUCCACCCUGGCUCAUCUACGGUGAAUCGGAGCCAGUCAGACCGAGAGGAGCUGAUCCCAGCCCAGCGCCUGCAGCAGCAGCUGUAGCCUGAGUGUUGCUGAGAGACAAUGGAGUCCGUAGCUGGGUCCACUGAGAGCCAAGUGCCGCUGCAGCAGGUGUCCUGUGUUGGUUGCAGUGGACACCUGAAGAGUGGUGGGAAGCCAGAACCUCCUCGUAACUGCAGGAAAUGUAACUACUACAAGAAACAUACAGUUGUGCUCGCAGUCGCCCUCGCAGUUGUGUCCUUAGGUCUCAUCAUCGCUACUACUGUCCUGGCAGUGCUCCUAUUCAUGAGAUCUUGGGAUGGUCGAGCCACCUCUGCUGGCCCCUCUCCGGGCCCCCCUUUAGUCCCCUGUCAGGGGCCCCCUUCUGUCCCCUGCUGCCUGGAGGGGUGGGUCGGAUACCGAGGGAAAUGCUACUAUUUCUCAAAGGAAGAAAAGAACUGGGAUUCUAGCCAGCACUUCUGCUCUUCAUUCAAUGCUUCCCUGGCAGUGAUUGACACCCAACAGGAAAAGGAUUUCAUGAUGCGCUAUGCAGCCCUCGUUGAGCACUGGAUCGGCCUCAGGAGAGAAUCAGGCCAGCCCUGGAAGUGGGUGAACGGAACCAUAUUCAGCCAGCAGCUGUUUGAAGUAAGAGCAGAAGGGGACUGCGCGUAUCUGAGCGACAUCUUCGUGAGCUCUUCCAGGUGCUAUUCUCUGAGAAACUGGAUCUGUAGCAAACCUGAUGCACAUACAAAGGGAAAGGAACAUAAAAUGGAGGGAGACUAGUAGGGAUGUAAAAGUUUAACUAGUUAACUGAUAAGCUUGCUACUAAUCAGUAGGGACCUACCAAUUUCAAGUGCGUUGGGGACCAAAAUAAGCCCUUCCCCCUGAAAUCCGUGUCCCCUUCUUCCUAGGUGUGCCCGCGCAAAGGGGGCAUCUAGCUCUGACUGGGCAGGAGAGGGAGAGGGAAAGGGUGCCCCCCCCCCCCCGCUGUAGGAUACAGGCAGCAUAGAAGGGAGGGUUACAAUCCCAUGACCCCCCGCAAUCAACAGGAAAAUCAGAAGGAAUCAGUAUUGCAGAGGGCCAAGGAGAGGCUCUAGCUGUGAGGGAACCACACUGAGUCUGGAAGCGGCUGAGGCAAGGUCCAGCUGUGCACGGGAGCGAGAUGUGAGCUGGGGGCAGGAGCCAGAUGUGUGCUGGGGAGGUGUGCUGGGGAGAAGCGCUAUGGACGCUGCCAAGAGCAAGUGUGAGCACCAUCCGCUCUGCAGCACGGUGAGGGAGCCAGACACCUGGCUGCCAAGUGCCCUGCCUGCCCUGGGGAAGCUCUGCAGUGGUGUGGCCGAGCCCAAGCCUGUGUGAGGAGGGGAGAAGUUGGUGGCAAGUCUCAACACUAGCCAGCCCCCAGCCUCUGUUCUGCGCCCUGGAGAGGAGUCAGGUGUCUCCUGGCAGAAAUUGGGGAGGGGGGCUGCUGCACAUGAAACCAGCACCACCCCCCCUGUUACCUCUGAUCGGUCAUUCCGGAAAUUAAAAAAUGGUUUUGGAAAACAUCACAUCAAUAGCAGCAAUUUCCAGAAAACACUGGCCCUAACCCUGAUUUAGGGUACGUCUACACUACGGGAUUAUUCCAAUUUUACAGAAACCGGUUUUGUAAAACAGAUUGUAUAAAGUCAAGUGCACG
Molecule: messenger RNA, 2169 nt
Organism: Mauremys reevesii (Reeves's turtle)
Lineage: Eukaryota; Metazoa; Chordata; Testudines; Geoemydidae
Product: C-type lectin domain family 2 member D-like
Exons: 6
Coding region: 579-1277 (232 amino acids)
Source: RefSeq, a predicted model, not a curated record